Thlaspi arvense is the source of this 1176-nucleotide messenger RNA. The record is from the annotation of a GenBank genome assembly. NCBI's taxonomy places the organism in Eukaryota, Viridiplantae, Streptophyta, Magnoliopsida, Brassicales, Brassicaceae.
AUGAGUGACGGUCGAGUCAACGCAGAUCAAGAACAAGAACAAAACAUGGUCAAACCACCGGUCAAGAGAUCUCUCGGCCUCCUCAUCGCCACCUACAGUUGUCUCUUCGUCGGCUCUAUCGGCUCGAGCCUCCUCUCGAAAUACUACUUCGUCCACCAUGGCAAGAGCUUGUGGGUCUCCACGUGGGUCCAAUCCGCCGGAUUCCCUCUCCUCCUCUUCCUAAUCUAUUUCCCUCACUUCGUCUUCAAAACAACCACGCGCCGUCCAUUCACGCGCUUCACGCGCCGCCAUCUCCUCGCCGGCGUCUUGAUCGGGUUCGUCCUCGGUUUCAACAACUUCCUCUUCUCAUGGGGAAACUCGUACCUUCCGGUGUCCACGUCAUCGCUUCUCCUCUCGACACAACUCAUUUUCACUCUCCUCUUGGCCGUAGUCAUAGUGAAACAGAAAGUCACUUUCUCAAAUCUCAAUUGCGUUGUUCUCUUAACGCUAAGCUCUGUUUUGUUAGCUCUCGGUUCGAGUCAAGAUAAACCGGCCGGUUUAACCAAAUCCAAAUAUUUCACCGGGUUUUUAGCCACCAUCGGAGCCGGUUUACUCUUUGCGCUUUACCUCCCCGUUACGGAGAGGGUUUACCGGAGCUUUUACUGUUAUGCGAUGGUCAUGGAGAUGCAACUGGUGAUGGAAUUUUCAGCGACGGUUUUCGCGACGAUCGGUAUGGCUUCCGAAGGCGGGUUUAAAGAAAUGGUUCAUGAAGCGAACCAUGUUUUCACCAAAGGACCGACGGUUUACUGGACCGUUGCGAUUUUAGUGACUGUGGUGAUGUGGCAGCUCUGUUUCGCCGCCACGUCGGGGAUGGUUUAUUUGACGUCUGGGAUCACCGGAGGGAUCUGCAUGACGGCGUUGCUGGCGACCAAUGUGAUCGGCGGUGUGGUGGUUUACGGCGAUAAAUUCAGCGGAGUGAAGAUUGUAUCGACGGUGCUCUGUAUCUGGGGAUUCUCGUCGUACGUCUACGGGCUCUAUAUAAAGAUGAAGAAGAAUGAGAAGAAGGAGAAGGAGGAGAAAGCGAAGGCUGGAUACGCCGGUGUAGAUACGGUGGAAGACGGCGGAGAUGCGGUAGUGGUGGAGGUGGAAAUGGGUAAGGUUAAAGAUGACGUGGCGGCGGCGGAUGAUAGGGUUUGA